This is a messenger RNA of Pomacea canaliculata, 1757 nucleotides long. RefSeq lists its product as uncharacterized. Gene Ontology annotation, cellular component: nucleus. Bases 303 to 1460 code for a protein of 385 amino acids. Gene Ontology annotation, molecular function: DNA binding. The transcript is spliced from 5 exons. Lineage: Eukaryota; Metazoa; Mollusca; Gastropoda; Architaenioglossa; Ampullariidae. The record is from RefSeq and is a predicted model, not a curated record.
CGUCUAUGGGGGAGUCCCAGUGCUAUACUUGCUAUGCGUACUUCCACUAUUUCAGUGCUGUUACCUCUCUCUAAAUCGACCAUUCCCUCUCACGAACGCAUCAACCUAGCCCUGAUGUUAAAGCUGUUCUUGUAUUUGUGGGUUCACGAUGAUGGUUUGGUGGAGACCGGUACUUCAGCCGACAGUCACGCACUCUGAUGACUUUCCCUCGCCUGUCCGAUCUGCCAACACGUCAGAGAGCGACAACUCUCACAGCGACACAGAGAAAAACAUGAGAGUUACCUCCCCUACAACGCCCAGUCAUGGCGGAGUCAGAAAAAGUGAACGAGCGAAGGCGAAAACGCAAAAGAAAAGCAUUAACUCUUAAAGAAAGAGUUACGGUGAUCAAAAGAAGUGAUCAAGGUGAGACCGCAAUCGAGAUUGCGAAUUCCCUUGGUGUGGGAAAAACUCAGAUUCAAACUAUAAUAAAGGAGAAAGAGGUGAUUCUUAGAAGAUGGUAUGGUGGCGAAAGUGGAGACAGAAAACUGUCUAAAAUUCGUAGAACUGCCUCUACAGUGAUAGACGAACAAAUCUGGGAUUGGUUUUGUGAGAUGAGGCAGAAGAACAUUCCAGUGACCGGAAAACUUAUUCAGGAAAAGGCUUUGUGCCUGGCAGUGACUAGAGGAUUUAACGAUUUUCGGGCGUCGAAAGGCUGGCUUGAAAAUUGGAUGAAACGUCACAACGUUUACCAGGCAUGCUUACACGACGGGAAUUGGAAAGAAGAGAUAAAACAAUACUCCAUCUGCCAGACCCACAAAAAACAGACGCAAGCACCUGUUGUAACACCCAGCAACAUCUCCAAGCCUCUUGAAUUGAGGCUCAAGGCACAGACCAUGGCUUCACAGUUGAUGUCAGAUUCAUCACUUAAGAAAUACCAGGCUGACACACCUGAACACAUUGAUGAUCCUGAUGUGACUGCAACUGCUUUGUCCUGCCUGCCAGAACCCGAGAACAGUUUGCCACAGUGUGAUUUAUCAUUUGUAGUAAAGGAGAAAGUAUGUGAUAAUGUGGAUAUGAAAACUGAGGAAAGCGAUGAGAGCCAUAUACUGACAGCUCUUUCUACCCCAUCAGAUACUGAUAGCAGCAGUCAUGACAUGCUCGACAAUAACACCUUUGUGAUCACUGACACAUCAUGCACAGAGUCUGACACCGAGACAGCCCAGUGUUUGCCAAUAAGGAGAACAGCCUAUGAGAUGAUAUCACGAAAGCUGAGGCAGAGAUACAGUCACAUUGGGAAAGGACUGAGAAUGCAUGAAAAAGAGAGACGCCUGGUCAGAAAGUAUAUGAAGAGUGAGACAGACAGAAAUAUCAGUGAAAUUAAGCUCAACAAAGUCAAGUUGAAAAUCGCUUUGCUGAAGAAACAGAAACUGCAAUUACAGAUGUUAAUGGUGCAGCGGAGAUUGAAUUUGCAGAACAGAUAGACAAAGUAUGGUUUUAAUAAAGAAUAAUCACUUAUUUCUUCUUUCAUCCUCCUUUUCCACAUUUUCUCUCUCUCCUCUCUCUCGUUCAAGUCUAAAAUCAUCAAUCAACCUAUUCUGUCUGCUACCUUUAUUCUAGAUGUAACGGCACCUGUCACCAACACAGAUUGAGAUUCUAGAUUCAGAAAUCAUCUUGCGUGGGCUGUUCUUUCUCUGCAUGUCGCAUCUGUUUACAGGGCUGGCUGCUUCGUGCUAUAGCCUUAGUUGCUGAUUCAGAGUAAAACGCCAAUCUCCUCUCAA